AUGAAACUAUCAGAGUUAGGAGCAGCAGGAACAAAGUGUAAAGAGCACAUAAAUGACAAACAACUACCUGGUGUUUGUUAUUAUUGUUUAAGAGAUAAACUUUCAAAGGUAAACAACAACAACAGCAACAACAAACAAGUUCAUCAUGUAUCUCAAUCUCCACAGCACUUUUUUUCAUCCUCAUCAAAUUACAUGUCUCAAUCUCAAGGUCAUAGCCGCCGUCAUCAUCGUCGCCAAACGUCUAGUGUGAUGGAUUCUUUUUCUUCUGAUAUGGUUAGCUUCAAUUAUGGAUUGAAGAAGAGUAAGUCGAUUGCUUUUGUUUCAACAAGCCAAAUCAGAGAAAGGGAAGUUUAUGGAAAUUAUAAGAAAAGAAGCUUUUGGUCCAAGCUACUCAAAUUCACUAGGAAGGAUGUGAAAGAAUGCAUUCAAGAACAAUGA
Vicia faba (fava bean) is the source of this 438-nucleotide messenger RNA. The record is from the annotation of a GenBank genome assembly. Lineage: Eukaryota; Viridiplantae; Streptophyta; Magnoliopsida; Fabales; Fabaceae.